AUGUCAUUGCAAAAUGGGGAGCAAUCCAAAGAAAUGCUAAAUUCUGAAGCUCACAUAUGGAACCACGUUUUUAGCUUUGUGAAUUCCAUGUCACUCAAAUGCGCAAUUGAACUCCAAAUACCUGAUAUCAUUGAUGGUCAUGGUGCACCAAUGUUGCUAUCCGAGUUAGUCGAAGCCCUCCCCAUCAACAAAGAGAGAACCACUUUUGUCUAUCGACUUAUGUGCAUCCUUGUCCACUCUGGUUUUUUCGUGAAACAAAGUCUAUCCACAACUACAGGCAAUGAUGAAGAGGAGGAAACAGAAGGCUAUUUGCUAACUCCUGCUUCUCGACUCAUUCUCAAGGAAGAACCAUUUAGCAUUAGGCCCCUUUUGCUGUUCAUGUUAGAUCCAAUACUGAUGGAUCCAUGGCAAAACAUGAGUAAAUGGUUCCAGAACAAAGACAUAACCCCCUUUCACACAACCCACGGGAAGUCGAUGUGGGAUUUAGCAAGCCAGGAGCCGAAAGUUAACCAAUUCAUCAAUGAAACAAUGGCUAUUGUUGAUGUUGGGGGUGGUACUGGAACCAUUGCUAAAGCCAUUGCCAAAGCUUUUCCAAAUAUCAGUUGCAUUAGUUUUGAUCUUCCGCACGUUGUCAAUGGUUUGGAGGGAAGUAAGAAUAUGAGUUACGUUUGUGGGGACAUGUUUGAAGCAAUUCCUAAAGCUGAUGCGGUUUUCUUGAAGUGGAUACUACAUGAUUGGAAUGAUGAAGAAUGCAUAAAGAUAUUGAAACGAUGCAAAGAGGCCAUACCGAGCAAGGAAUAUGGAGGAAAAGUGAUCAUUGUAGAUAUGGUGUUGAAAAACGAAGAAGCAGGUGAGAAAUCGUUAGAGACUCAGCUUUUCUUCGAUAUGCUUAUGAUGGUCAAUGCGACAGGAAGGGAGAGGAGUGAAAAAGAUUGGUCAAAGCUCUUCUUUGAUGCUUGUUUUAGCCAUUAUAAAAUAACUCCGAUUUUGGGAUUAAGGUCUAUCAUAGAAGUGUAUCCCUAG
Molecule: messenger RNA, 1023 nt
Organism: Lactuca virosa
Lineage: Eukaryota; Viridiplantae; Streptophyta; Magnoliopsida; Asterales; Asteraceae
Source: the annotation of a GenBank genome assembly